Molecule: messenger RNA, 1242 nt
Organism: Pyrenophora tritici-repentis Pt-1C-BFP
Lineage: Eukaryota; Fungi; Ascomycota; Dothideomycetes; Pleosporales; Pleosporaceae
Source: RefSeq, a predicted model, not a curated record
AUGUCCGAAAAACUAUAUGAACUACCCGUUGGCAACUGGUACACGCCUACAUGCGCGCUUUGUGGGACUAAGGUGGAUUACGAAGACCCAUCAUCUUACCGCGCUGUGUCAACAAUACUAGACGAGGAUAUUGAGGGCAUCAAUCCAACCUAUGAAGGAGGUUCCGAACACGGAGAAGAGUUCACCUGGUCCACUAUUGCUGAGAAUGCCGAUCUUCUUACGCUUUCCUCCCUUGAUGAAUUUACUAUGCUCAAUAUGUUCCAUAAGGACCGCCGUCCACUUUCGACCUAUACUUUCGGAAAACUUUUCGACCUUCCGGCUGAACUCUUCGACAUGAUCCUAUCAUUAUGCCCGGCCAAUAAAGCUCUUCCAUUCGCACUCAAAUACGAUGCAAUAUUUCAUUUCAAAGCUUCAGAGGAUGCGCUUGAGCGCGACUAUGCCCUUGGGCCCACGGCUUCAACAAUUCUUAAGGGAGACGCCCCAAGACAUCGCAUCGCCACAGCAAUUCAUGCCCUACACAUUCUUCCUCGAGAGACACUUCGGCAGACCUUUACCCAAAGGCGUGUAGAGCUAUUACCUCAGAUGAGAGCGACCUUCGUGGAACGUGGUGGGGUCAAGUACUUAUACGACAUUUGUGGCAAGCAGGCACCUCACCCUGAGCAUCUGUGUGCAGAAGAAAUCAACUUUACCAUUGCGAUUCCACAAAUACUUUUUCUUCAGGUUCACGAUCUGGGGAUUACCAACAUUGCCUUUGCUGCGGACAUACACGGGAGACCAAGAUGGAUCAGGGAAACUAGCGACGUACAGAGGAUAUUUGUACACAGAUCAAAAGAUGCAUUCACAGCUAUAAUGGUUGUAUCUGAUCCACUAAAGUGGCGCAUGGUAGACGUUCUGAACUACGAUAGUCCCCAUCCACGUCCGCUGCUACCGUGGAACACUGGAUUUUGGACUUCGCAAUCUCUGCAAUCUGAGAGGACUCGCUAUCUCCAACUCGAAGGAUACUUUGAACCUACGUUCACUGAUAUCUCCACUUGUCAAUCUGUAUACGUGGUUGUUGCCCGCUAUAUCUCAAACUUUUGUGGUAUCUACACCCAGCCACAGCCUAACACUGAGGCACAGAAGCAGUGCUAUAAGAUCGAUCUGAGCUUAGAGCGUACAGUAAGGUUAAUGUACCUUGAAAUGACAGCACUUCCUUUCCAAGGAAUUGUCUUUUUGCAGGUAAGCAGAUACCUUUGCUUCUAA